This is a messenger RNA of Eurytemora carolleeae, 4765 nucleotides long. RefSeq lists its product as uncharacterized. The record is from RefSeq and is a predicted model, not a curated record. NCBI's taxonomy places the organism in Eukaryota, Metazoa, Arthropoda, Copepoda, Calanoida, Temoridae. The transcript has 9 exons. The coding region runs from base 317 to 4414 and encodes 1365 amino acids.
UUUAAUUAUAAAUUUUUUAUGUAAAAACUUAUAGUUUUUAAUCCAGUAAAAAAUGAAAAUUGUUUAUCCCUGGUUUGAUUAUGUACCAAUGCCGCAAAUAUGUACUUCGCUAAUCCCACUUGCUUUUUUUCAAUGCAUACUUACAGCGGACUUUAAACACUGUUUCGUGUUGAACAAAUAGUUAAUCGUUACUUAAAAUAAAAAUUUCAAAUGAUGUUUAUGUGUCACAAGAUACAACUUAGGAAACCGUUGAUACAGGAGCAACAGGCCUAUCAACUAGUUCUUGACAGUUAUUAAUUAUGAAAUUAUAUGUAUUAUGCUAUAUGUAAAUGUUUUCAUAUUUAUAGAUUUUACAAUGAGUAUUUCUGGGGGAGGGCCCCGUCCUCGUCGUUGUAAGGGAGACAGUAACUUGGAAGUGCUCCAGGAAAAGCCCCCGGGUAUAAAGAAACCUGUGAUUAAUGAGUCUGACAUGCUAAGCUCCAGGUGUACUUCUAAGCUUGGACGAGGAUGUAACUUAAGUGACGUUAAAAGAAUUUCCAAAUGUUCCGAAUUCUGUGAGCCGGAGCAAAAGCGUUCUAGGAUGGAUGACGGAAAUGAUCCUGAGACUGAAGUAUCCAUUGUUUCUGUUCAACUGGAGGAGGAUAAAUUGGAACCUUCGUUGGAACUUAAAACAAGGCACUCCAGCAACAAGAUAAGUGUUAAUGAGGAUAUGAGCAGUUCCCAUUCUAAGGAUCCAGAUUCAGUUUUGAUCCAAGAUUCUGGUGUAUUACCAAACAGCACUGGUGCCUUUUCUACAACCUCACAGACUUCCACUGGUGUCGUUACAAACAGUUCUCAGACUUCCACUAGUGUCGUUACAACUAGCUCUCGGACUUCCACUGGUGUCGUUACAAACAGUUCUCAGACUUCCACUGAUUCUGAAAGUUCUACUGGUUCCAACCUGAUGCAUCUUGAAAGUUCUAUUGGUUCCAACCCCAUUCAUCCUGGAGAAUCUAUUGUUUCCAAUCCCAUUCAUCCGGAAGAAUCUAUUGGUUCCAACCCCAUUCAUCCUGGAGAAUCUAAUGGUUCCAAUCCCAUUCAUCCGGAAGAAUUUAUUGGUUCCAACCCCAUUCAUCCUGGAGAAUCUAUUUGUUCCAACCCCAUUCAUCCUGGAGAAUCUGUUGGUUCCAACCCCGUUCAUCCUGGAGAAUCUAUUGGUUCCAACCCCGUUCAUCCUGGAGAAUCUAUUGGUUCCAACCUGUUAAAUCAAGAAGACUCCAUUGGUUUCAAGCCCAUUCAUUCAAUAAGUUCUACUGACACUAAAACGAUCUAUCCAAAAGAUUCUAUUAGUCCCAACUCGAUCCAUCCAGAAGAUUCCAUUGUUUCCAAGCCAAUAAAUACAAACAAUUCUGCUGACUCUAAAACGAUCCAUCCAGAAGAUUCUAUUGGUUCUAAGGUGAUCCACCCAGAAGAGUCAUUUGGAUCCAAGCUGAACCGUUCUGGAGAUUCUAUUAGUUCCAACGUGUUCCAUCCAGAAAUAUCUAUUGGUUCGAAGAAGAUCCAUCUAGAAGAAUCUAUUGGUUCCAAGGUGAUCCAUCCUGAAGAAUCUAUUGGUUUUAAAAUGAUCCAUCCAGAAGAUUCCAUUGGCUCCAAGGUGAUCCAUCCUGAUGAAUCUAUAGGUUCCAAGGAGAUCCCUCCUGAUGAAUCUAUAGGUUCCAAACCAAUCCAUCCGGAUGAAUCUUUUCGCCCGAAGCCGAUCCAUUCAGAAGAUUCCCUUGAUUCCAAACCAAUCCAUCCAGAUAAAGCUUUUGGUUUGAAAACGAUCCAUUCUGAAGAAUCUAUUGGUUCAAAACGGAUUCGUUUUGAAGGUUCCACUGGAACUCACCGAACCUGUCACGAAGAACCCACCAGUUCUAAGUCAUUAUGCACGGAGGCAUCUGUAUCUUCCCAAUCUGUGCAAUUUAAGAAUAUGAUUAGUUCUCCUAAAAUCCUUCCACAGGGUUUAGUAGGGCCACCUUCAAUCCUAAACUCGUACUCAGAUCCAACUAUUAGAAUUACUGAAUCUGAGAACCCUGAGUACGAAGCAUUCUUGGCUGAUCAGCAUCUGCGUAAUAUAAUGAAGCUUGAAAGCUGGAGAAGAAAGGACCCGGAAGAAUCAGAAGCAAGUUCUUCAAAAGGUCCAGAAGAUUCUGAUUCCAAGAGUAACUCUCAGGAGGAUAGAAAGAAACUGUAUCCUGGAAUGGCAAAUAUUGGCAAAUUUGUUUAUUUCGGAGAAAAUUAUCCGCACUUGUACUGCUCCCAUAGUCUCUCACAAGGAUCAUAUACGACAAGGUAUUUGAUUCCAAAAAGCGAGAUUGUCCCCUAUGGUAUUGCUGGUGAGAUGAAUGCUAGCGGUGGGCUCACUGGAACAUCUCUCCAGGAUCUUCAAGCUCAGAUUAAUCUGAAAAUAAAUCAAUCAAAGUCUGAACCUAUCCAGUCCAACAUGAAAAAUGUAGGUUCUAAGAAAGAGCAUCUUGUGUAUUGCUCUGUUAUUAAAUCAAUCCCAAAGCCUAAUGAAACCAGAAGAAUUUUAUGUAGGACUGACUCCAGAGAAGAUGAUACAACUCUCAACCCUACUCCAAACCAGGGGUCUGCAAACCCUCCACCUCCAAUAAUGAAUAAUAAGAUCUCAGUUCGACCUGGAGUGAAUAUUACUUUAAUUAAUCGGAAACCUGGUCGAACAAACCCAAGUUCUUCCCUAGUAAAGUCUUCUACCCGUAUAUACUCCAAAUCCAUUAUUAAUUCACAACCCUCAGUAUCAUUACUCCCGAAGCUUUUAUUAGACAAAAAACAACCAAAAAUAUCAUCUCCGUCACAACUCGUUGUAAAGAGGAACACAGUUCCUGUAUCUUCUCCAGUGGUCUCCACUUCUCCUCAAACACUUCCUGUUCGUCCAUCUACUUGUCCGCCUUUGCCUUCUACACGUUCUUCUCCAACCUCUCCUUCUCUUCCUCUCCACAUUGAUACGGUUGAGGAUGAACCUUCUCCUACACCUAUUCCAGCUGUAUUCUCAGCUCUGAAACCAAGUCUUGAAACUGGGAUUAUAACCUCUUUGUCAAGGUCUCCUGUCCAUCUAGAUAGUAGAGAUUUAGCCAACCCAAUCACUGAUCAACCUGAUAUCUUAGAAACCAUGCAGCCUAAUGUUAAAGGUAACGUUCGACAUUUCCCUGUUACCCUUGAGACAAGGAAAUCCAGUUUAAAUCCGCCAAAGGUUUCCGUUUCCAGCACAGGUUGUCAGACUGACUGGUCCCUACAACCCUUAGAUUCUUUUGUAUUUAUGCCGACAAAUCAAUGUCAGGUCACAGGAACCAUCCAACCUCGUUUAGACUCAGAGACGGAGACAGACGAGGGAGAGCAUGAAUUAGAUGUUAGUUUGGAUCAAUCUAGAAUACCUGAUUUAUUGAGCAGGGAUCAGGAUUUCGUUCUCUCAAAUCACAAGUUUAUUCUCAAUGAGAACGCGGAGACUCUAGCCGCAAUCCAGUCCAUAGAAAUGGGUGGAGAACAUGACGAUUUCUUGAUAGAUAACUGCAAUCAGUUCCUAAUGUCUGAUAGAGAACCUAAUGAUAACAUCAACCUCAUCGCGGAGGAUUCAUCAUUUAAUAAACUUGACAUAAAUCUUCUCUCCUCUGAGAACCACAUGAAUUUUAGUCCUGAUCAAUUGGCAGAAUCGUUUUCCGAAUCCCUAGAGCGAUCCAGGGGAAUGGAGUUCUCACAACUUGAUAAGAUAAUGGGAGAAGAAAUAUGUGAGGGAGAAAGUUCCAAUCUUGAUGAAUUUAAUGAAAUUGUUGGCAAUCUAAUGAACAAUUGUGAAAUAAAGCAGGAACACAAAUCAAAUGUAAGCAUGUCAACGCAGGAUUUUAAUUUAGAUUUCGAAGAUUACAGAAGCAAAGACUUUACAUGCGACAAACGCUCUUAUACUGGUUCUCUUAGCAGGAGAGAAGGUUGUCCCUUGGAACCAGAAAUUAUGGAGAACAUUGCCAUGUUUGUUGAAACCACGGAGAGGGAAGGAAACCACCACAGUUCUGUGUUCUCAGACAACCCUGAGAAUGAAGAGCAGUUCUUUUCGUCUCCUGAGUACGAUUGUCGAUUAGUUGAUCCUACCGCCGAAUUUUUUCCCCACCUAGAAAGAAUUGAAAGCAUUGAAUCGAACUAUGACAAGAAAGUCUCUGCUGGAAUAAAAAGAACCAAUCUAUCCUGUCGUGCCGUAGUUCAACUAAGUGCAGACAUAUCUUCCCAAUACCAGGACGUGAACGAUCAAGAUUUCAACUCCGUCUCUCCGAUCUCAACACACAACUACAUUAUACCAAAUACAGAUUUCUCCGAUGAAUUCCCACACUUGGAGACUAGUCUGGAAAACAUACUGGAGAGUAAUAGAAUUCUAGGACCAAGAUUUUAGGGAUAAGAAAAGAGAAAUGGAAGACCAAACACACAUCUAGACUGGUAAAAACUAUGCUAAGAUGUGUACAUUCUGUAUGUUCCGACAGUGUUCUGUUUACAUGCCCCGGAUAUGAUCGACAAGAAUGCCUUUAAUUGCAGGCUUAAAGGGGAAAUAUAAUUCAAUAUGAGGAGUGAGGACUUUGCUCUACCAAGAUAUUCUUGGAAAUGUUUUAAACCUACUGUUUAUUAAUCUCAACCAAAUAGGAAAUAUUUAUUUUAAUUUGUUGAACUAAAGGUUAAACUAUAGUUAACCUAUGUUUAUUUAUGCAUUAUACCAUGCAUUAUACCAAAGAAUAUAUACGUUAUUUUA